GCAUCUCUAACUGCUUAAGGCAUGAGAGUCCCUAUAAACAGGAGGCUUUACAAUGGCAUCCACACCCAUCACAGGUGCUUAUCAUUCAAAUUAAGCGCCCAACCAGAGAUAACAAUCCCAAGAAGCAUUUCAUUGACAGAAGAGAGGGAACCCGGUUUGCAUCUUCUGCAAAAUUUAUUGCAGAGAUGUGUAUUGGAGAAGUCUCUUAGUAAAGGAAAGAGCUAUCAUGCUCAUAUCAUCCAAAAUAGGUUACAGACCGACACUAAGCUCUCAAAUAUUCUUAUCAACAUGUAUUGGAAAUGUGGGUCUCUUGAUUAUGCUCGUUUUGUCUUUGAUUCGAUGCCCCAAAAAAGCUUGGUUUCAUGGAAUAUGAUCAUUGGAGGCUAUACUCAGAAUGGAGAGGAAGACCAGGCCAUGAAACUCUUUCUUAAAAUGAUGAGAGAGAAAGUGACCCCAAGUGAGUUCUCUCUCUCUAGCAUACUCUGUGCUUGCUCAGCAAAAUUAGCAUUGGAAGAAAGCAAGCAACUCCAUGCUUUUGCCAUCAAAACAUCAUUCUAUACCAACACCUAUGUGGGUACCUCUCUCCUUGAUAUAUAUGCGAAGUGCAAUUUAAUCGAUGAUUCCAGCCUAGUUUUUGAUGAGAUGCCCGAAAGGAGUGAAGUCUCUUGGAGUUUGAUGAUAUCUGGUUAUGUAAAUAACGAUGAAUGUGAAGAAGCCCUGAAACUCUUUGGUAUAAGUUUGAGUAGAGGUUUUGCAGUUACUGAAUUUUCUCUCUCUUCGUCUCUCAGUGCUUGUGCGAGCCUAGCAGCUCUUAUAGAAGGGAACCAAUUGCAUGCAUUGGCAAUUCGAUCAGGUUUUCUCUUGAAUCUCUUCGUGGAUGCCUCUCUAAUAGAUAUGUAUGCAAAAUCAGGAAGCAUAGAAGAGUCUUACAAGGUGUUUUCGAGCUUGAUUGAUAGGAAUGUAGUUAUAUGGAACGCGAUGAUUUCAGGCUUCUCGAAGCAUGCGUGUGGAAUUCAGGCCCUUAUGAUGUUUGAAAAGAUGAAGCAGAUCGGAUUGGAGCCAAAUAGGACAACAUAUACAUCUCUCUUGUCAGCUUGUGCACACUCAGGUCUAGUAGAAGAAGGCCAAAGGCAUUUUGCACUAAUGGCCCGUGACUUUGAACCAGAUGUGCACCACUAUGCGUGCAUAGUGGACCUUUUGGGGCGAGCUGGGUUCAUUGAUGAGGCCAAAAGGCUCAUUGAUUUGAUGCCUUUCGAGCCCACCCCUUCUAUUUGGGGCUCACUUCUUGGAGCGAGUCGGUUUUACAAAAACCUUAGUCUUGCUGAAAUUGCAGCUAAAAAUCUCUUUAUGAUUGAGCCCAACAAUGCAGGCAAUCAUGUUUUGUUAUCAAAUAUAUAUGCAUCGGACGAGAGAUGGGAGGAGGUGGCGAGGGUUCGAAAGGCUUUGAAAGACAGUGGAACAAAGAAAGAGAAAGGGCAGAGUUGGAUUGAGGUUAUGGGCCAUGUCCAUGUUUUUGUGGUGGGAGAUAGGAGCCACCCAAGAAUAGUGGAGGUCUGUGAGAGGCUUGAGAGGCUUAUUGGAGAGAUAGAGAGAGCAGGGUAUGAGAGAGAGUUGCAGUUCGAUUUGCACGAUGUAGGGAGAGAAAGGAAGAAGAAGCUGUUGGUGCAUCAUAGCGAGAAGUUAGCGCUGGCUUUCGGGCUAAUGAGUUUGUCAAAGGCUGCACCUCUAAGGAUCAUGAAGAACUUGAGGAUUUGUGGAGAUUGUCAUUCGAUGAUGAAAUUCGCAUCAAAGAUUGAGCCACGAGUGAUCGUGUUGAGAGAUACGAGCAGGUUUCACCAUUUUAGAGAUGGUUCAUGCUCCUGUGGUGACUAUUGGUGAGGUGAUUGGUGAUUAGGGAAAGUAUACUAUAAUCCAAUGGGCUAUGGAGAAAUCAUGGUUUGAUUCGGUCACCAUCAUCCAAAGAAGUGAUGGAUGGUGAAGGAAGAAUAUGUGGAACACACGAAAACAUGACAUGAUCACUAUCCCGAUUGUUGGUGACCCUUCAUCACUAUCCUUUAUUUCAUUGGACAGUGAUGAACCAAUGAAUGAGGAGUUUUUGAGUUUUUCCACUGCCUAUUUGUUAUUCAUUCAUCCCUACUAAUUCUCCAUUCUAUGGUUCUUUUAAGAGGAAAAUUACAAAAGAUAUCUUUUUUAAGACGAUCAAUGUCGUCGGUUUAGAACUUGGAGAUUGACAUCACUCGUCCACACUUGACUGUUUGAGAUGCGCAACUGAAGUGCUGGUCCCCCUAAGUUACAAAAGAUGCCUUUUUUAAAGCAAUCGAUGUCGUCGGUUUGGAACUUGGAGAUUGCCAUCACUCAUCCACACUUGACUGAUUCAGAUGUACAACUGAAGUGCUGGUCCCCCCAAAAUAGGUUAGUGAAAUUUGGGGGCUUUGUGAACUGGGCUCAGGCAACGGAAACAUCGAGUCAUGACCAGUGAACAAUCAGGGGAUGGAGCAGUUAUAGGGCAUGAUCAAGGGAACCAAACCAUUAUGUUGAUUGGAGCUUAUUCACACAUUCAUGAGUUUCAGGCAACGCACCAAAUCAUGGAGUUAUAAUAUAUUGGCAAAACUAUUCUAUCCUGCACAAUGAAAGUAGCUCUAGACUGGUUUUGGUGGGGCUAAAGCUUUAGGCAAGGGAGAGCAUGGGGUCUAAGAGGUCGUCACCCUUGAGUUGAUUGAAGCAUGGUUGAAAUUUUUGGGUUACUUUCUGUUUGUUUUAUUUGAGAGAGAUUUGUUUUCUAAUGAAGAUUGGGAGGAGGUUAAGCAGGUGGCCACGAAGUUAGGGUGAUGCUGAUGAUAGGUUUUCUGAGAUUUUGUAAAGAGGGGAUCACUCUAGGGAGAGAUACACUGCCAUUCUACUGAAAUUGAGAGUUGUCCUGGAUUUUGUAGACAGAGAGAAAGGAGAGCUCUGACUUCAGAGAGAGAGAGAGAGUCUCAAGUGGGAUUGGGGUUGAGGUCAUCGUGGUAGCACUACUCAAGCUUCAGUUAUCGUGGGAUUGGGGUUGAGGUCAUCGUGGUAGCACUACUCAAGCCUCAGUUAUCGGUCUAGGUUUUCAUUCCCACUAACACAUUCAAAAGCCAUUAAUUAUUUCUAAAAACAGGUAGGGCCUGUAUUCCUUACUAUUUACCCCAAGAGAGAGAGUCUCAAGUCUCAAGAGAUAAGUUGAGUUUUAUUUCCUUGUGUAUUUUUUUUUCUUUUCAUCUUUCAGUUGUCAAUUCAAAUUCAAAUGGUUGCUUCAAUUUCUCUAAUUCUAAAGUCUACAAAACUCUCAACCCUUGCUGAAGGAUCAAACUUAACAUCGAUGUGCAACUUGCAACCAACCAAAUUCUAGAUUGUGAAGCCAUUUUCUCUACAACGCUAGCAUGACGCUAAUGGAUUAGAGAUAAUUCGAUCU
This is a messenger RNA of Amborella trichopoda, 3436 nucleotides long. Its product is annotated as Pentatricopeptide repeat (PPR) superfamily protein. NCBI's taxonomy places the organism in Eukaryota, Viridiplantae, Streptophyta, Magnoliopsida, Amborellales, Amborellaceae. The record is from RefSeq and is a predicted model, not a curated record. Gene Ontology annotation, molecular function: protein binding; zinc ion binding; RNA binding. Gene Ontology annotation, biological process: RNA modification.